GACCCCGCCCCCAUUCUGCUGCAGUUGAGCCCGGCGGCUACGAACUCAAUGGAGGAGGAGGAUCUGCAGGAGAUGGUGAUGGAGAGACACGGGAAAUUCGAGGUGUUGAGUGCAGUGGACCUGCAGGCGGCUGAGCAGGAAGAACCCGAGCAGCAGUCUCAGCCCACGGCACCGUCAGAGGAAUUAGAACCUGAUCUGAGAACUACAGAUCCACGAGAGAACACUGUCACUUUGUCAGGAGAUCAAACAGAGAGUCUCACGACUUGUAAGGAAGAAGACGCCAAGCAAACAGAAGAAGACGACUCGGGUUCAACCAGUUCACUUGUAGUGCAACCUGAUCUGGGCAGCAGAGAUGCUAUAAUACGUGAUGUGUCACAAGAGCAAGAGAACAAGAACGAGCAAAAUGAUGGCAGUGUUCAAAGGCCGCAGUCUAUAGAUCCAACGGCUAGUUGUACGCCUAUUGAAACUCUACCAGCAGUGAAAGCCCCAAAAGAGCAGCCAGAUUUGAAGCCAAAACAGCAGAUACGGAUGCAGUCAGCGCCCGGUUCGUCACGAGCAGCAAAACUUGCUCAGCAGAAGCGAGAGGCCGAGGAAGAACGAGAGAGAAAAAAUAAAAUGAGCGAGGCGGCAUUCAACGCCUGGGUUGCAAGAAAAGACGAGGAGAGAAGAAAAAUCGAGAGGGAAAAGUUGAAAUGUGCAACGGUUGGAGUGAGCGAGAAAGAGAAGAGAGAAAUGUGUGAUAGAGUCUAUCAGAACUGGGUCGAGGCCAAGCAAAGGGAGCUGAAAUCUCAAAGACUCUCUCGACCAACAACAAGUGUCCCAAAGAAGGACGAGGAGCAAUGUCGGCAGGUGUUUGAGAGCUGGUUGGAGAGAAAGAGAACACUGCACAUGGAGGAGACUAAGAGAGAGAGAAUGAAGACCCAGGAAAUGGAGGAAUCUGCCAAGAAAGCUGACACCAGUGUAAUAGAUGGAGUCUACAAAGAGUGGUUACAGAAGAAAAGGGAGCAAGCUAAAGAAGAUGCAGCUAAGAAAGAACACUAUAGGAAACUGUACUUCAGUCAGCCCCAAAAGCUAAAGGCACACACACGAGAAUGGUAUGGCCAUAAUCUCUUUUUAUAGUCACACAUUGAGAAGUAUAUACACUACAAUAUGCAGUGUAUGCUUCCCUCUAAAGAGAGAGCACCCGACUGUAAAGAAUGCAAAAGCACAGAGAUUUGAGGGUUUCUGACAUUACGCCCUCUUUCUAUCACGAUGCAUACUUUCACAUGCUGAAUUUUGCCAUCAAUUUUUGUAAUAAUUAUGAGCUAGCUCUAGCUGCAUACACAAGUUUAUUCAUUUUGAUCGACAGUGACAUUGAUAAUGAGCUGCAUUGCAUUAUGCGUGUGGUGUGCAUCUAUUAUAGUUUUU
This is a messenger RNA of Geodia barretti, 1407 nucleotides long. NCBI's taxonomy places the organism in Eukaryota, Metazoa, Porifera, Demospongiae, Tetractinellida, Geodiidae. The record is from the annotation of a GenBank genome assembly.